AGCCCAAUCGUCAAACCAACUCAACGGAAAUUAUUCGCCGGAACUUUUGCCGUAACCUUUUCGUCAGCCAAACCAGCACCAUUAAAGGUAGUAUCAGCUACGAAGCUUGAUACCGUUGCGAAGAGAAAGUCUCCACGAGCAUCACAGAGUUUACGGAAUCGAAUUCCGAGCUCAGACGAGGGAGAAACAAGGCCGGGAAGUUGGUACGCGAGUUUCUUCGUUUGACGUCCAAACGACGAACCGUUUUCGCCUACAGGACCGUAGAAUCAAGGAGAAUUUUUAGGAGCCAAUCUCU
Molecule: messenger RNA, 295 nt
Organism: Linum tenue
Lineage: Eukaryota; Viridiplantae; Streptophyta; Magnoliopsida; Malpighiales; Linaceae
Source: the annotation of a GenBank genome assembly